AUGGAGAAUGUCUCAGGGACCUUCCAGGCUGGGGACUAUGUGGUGUUUGCCCUGUUGUUUGUGGUCUCCUCGAGUAUCGGGGUCUUCUUCGCCAUCAAAGAGUGGAAGAAGGACUCAUCUAAGGACUUUCUGGUAGGAGGCCGUCAGAUGUCUUGCGGUCCAGUUGCUCUUUCUCUGACGGCCAGUUUUAUGUCUGCAGUGACAGUUAUUGGGGCUCCAUCUGACGUGUACAGAUACGGGGCCUCGUACAUCAUCUUUGGGAUCGCGUACACAUUUGUGGUGUUCCUGACGGCUGAGGUUUUUCUGCCUGUGUUUUACAGAUCUGGCAUCACAAGCACAUAUGAGUAUCUGGAGUUGCGUUUCUGUAAGGCGGCCCGUGUGGCUGCCACUCUCAUUUAUAUAGUACAAACGAUUCUGUACACUGGUGUGGUGGUCUAUGCCCCUGCUUUAGCUCUGAAUCAAGUGACAGGUUUUGAUCUUUGGGGUUCAAUAUACGCCACUGGCAUUGUCUGCACUUUUUACUGCACAUUGGGGGGGUUGAAGGCUGUGGUCUGGACGGAUGCCUUCCAGAUGGUGGUGAUGGUGGUGGGCUUCCUCACGGUGCUGAUCCAGGGUUCGAUUAGAGCGGGGGGGAUCGAGUCUGUUUGGAGCACGUCUCACGCUGGAGGCAGACUACAAGUGUUCGACUUUGAUAUCGAUCCACUAAGGCGUCACACUUUUUGGACACUUUCUGUAGGAGGGACCUUUACCUGGCUGGGCAUCUAUGGGGUUAACCAAUCUACCAUUCAAAGAUGCAUUUCCUGCAAGACAGAGAGCCACGCACGCUGGGCACUCUACCUGAAUCUUCUGGGUCUGUGGAUUAUUCUGUUCUGUGCUGUGGUGUCUGGACUCAUCAUGUAUGCCUUCUACUACAGCUGUGACCCAUGGAGUGCGGGUUAUGUCUCUGCACCAGACCAGGUUAUGCCGUAUUUUGUGAUGGAGAUUCUUGGGGGAUUUCCAGGGCUGCCAGGGUUAUUUGUUGCAUGUGCAUUCAGUGGAACUCUAAGCACAGUCGCUGCCAGUAUCAACGCUUUGGCGACUGUGAUGUACGAGGAUUUUGUGAGCCAGUGUUUUACAGGGUUAUCCAACCGAGCAGCCAACUGGAUCAGCAAAGCGCUCUGUGUGGUGUUUGGUGUGGCCUGCACUACUAUGGCUGUGGCUGCAUCAUAUAUGGGUGGAAUUGUGCAGGCGGCCCUCAGUAUCCACGGCAUAUGCGGGGGCCCAAUGCUGGGUUUGUUUUCUUUAGGAAUCCUGUUUCCUGUCACCAACUUAAAGGGGGCUAUUGGGGGUCUGAUCACUGGCAUUUCUCUCUCAUUCUGGGUCGGUGUGGGAUCCUUUAUUUAUCCAGCGUCCAGUAACAACACACAUCCCCUUGAACUUAACACUGCAGGCUGUAACUUUAGCACCACAGAGGAUGGAUCCAACCAAACAUUACUCACUAUUAGCACUCCCACCCCUGACAGGCCCUGGCUGGCUGACUCAUGGUACUCCAUGUCCUAUCUGUACUUCAGUGCUGUGGGUUUUAUUGGCACCGUGGCAGCAGGGCUACUUAUCACACUUCUGACGGGGCCAUCUGACCCCAAGAAGUUGAAGCCAGGGCUCACCCGAUCAGUGAGGGAUGUCGUCUGCUUCUGUUCUAAAGGCUUCAUACAUGCAGAUCUCAGUCAGGACAAGGAGGACUUGGCAGACUUUGGCAAGGCAUGGGAGACACAUCCAAGUGUCCAGGACGAUGACCAGGAAGGGGCGAUAAAAAUGGACGGUAGUAGAGAUACCCCGGAGAUCAAUGGUUACACAAAUGCAGCCUUUGAUCACAAGGAAACGAGUCAAGAUCAAGCAAAACUGUAAUUAACCAGAGAAAACAGUCAAGAUUACAUAAACUAUUUAAUGUAAAAUACAGUCAAUUAUUUGUAUACAGAAAAUAAUUAUCCAAUCUCCUUUACAAUUUUACAUGACUGUUUUAUUAUGCAUAAUGCUCUUUACAUGUAAACAAUGAUUUAGGUAUCUUAUCGAUAAAUCAAUACAUUUGCUUUGUUCUAAGUCAUGUGUCAUAUAGGGUCGCAUUGAACAAUAUUUAGAUGAGUGUGAUUUUCACAAGUAUGAAGGUAUACCUGGAUCAUCAACUUUUUUGUUUCUGGAACUACAAUCCAAACCUGUGGCCAUAUCAUAUUCCUUCUUUUUCAUACAUCCAAUUACCAACCUUUCAUACAAACUGGAUUUUUAACCCAAGUAAUCUACACCAACCACAAAAUCUUCAACCUCCAACCCAGCCCCAUACACUGCCAGUGAGAGUCCUAAUCCAUUAAUAUUUGCCCACCGUUCUAGGGAAAUAACAAUAAAAUCAACAAAUUAUAUAUAUAAAUUGAUAAAAUGACCCAACUUUAAGACUGACACAAAAAUCUGGUUAAAUUUAGAUGAAGUAUUGUUUCACAAGAAUGUUAAAGCAUUAGAUCACCAGAAAAAUGAAAAUUUGCUGUUAAUUUACUACGGUAUUUACACCAUCAGGCCAAAGAUGUAGGUGUGUAGGUGACAUCUCUCAUUCAAUUAUACAGUAAAUAUAUAUAUUUUUUGCUGAAAUUGUGGUCCUUUGUGAAUCAUAAAAUAAAAAUCCUUAGGUGUCUUGACUGUCACUGAGAUUACAUAAUGCAUACAUGCAUAUACUUAACAAAAAUAUAGUUGAAAAAUAGUUAAUGGUAAUUGAUUUGAUCCAGUUAAAUACAACUAAUGGCUGAUGUCUUCAAGUCUUAAAAUUAAUUAGUUUGUGUGAAACGUUCAGAUAUAAUAAGCAUUGACCGCAAUGGUACAACAAUACAUGCUGAUGGCCAUUACUUCUAAACAUGAUCUUUAUUGUUUCAUAUGCUUUUGACAGGCAUUUUCAAUAAAGACAUUUCAUACACAACCAAGUGUAUCUGAUAAAACCUGAAGAACAUUUGUUUGUUCAGAUGCCUGAUAAAAUUAAAACACUUCAAAGCUGUUAACAACUGAGCCACUACAACAUGUACUGAUCUCAGGUCAGUCUUCUCUGGUAUAAGCAGAUAUAGGCCAUGCACACUUCACAGUAAAAAGUGCACAAAUACACAAAUGUUUGUAUAGAGCCCUGGAUGGGCGGGGCGCAUGAAUGACGUCAUGCAUAGAUUACAGAACAUCAGGAGAACGGUGUGUCAUAGUACAAUAUUUCAGUUCAGCAACACAU
Molecule: messenger RNA, 3229 nt
Organism: Triplophysa rosa
Lineage: Eukaryota; Metazoa; Chordata; Actinopteri; Cypriniformes; Nemacheilidae
Gene: slc5a12
Product: solute carrier family 5 member 12
Exons: 15
Coding region: 1-1884 (627 amino acids)
Biological process (GO): transmembrane transport; sodium ion transport
Cellular component (GO): membrane
Molecular function (GO): symporter activity
Source: RefSeq, a predicted model, not a curated record